Capronia coronata CBS 617.96 is the source of this 4068-nucleotide messenger RNA. RefSeq lists its product as uncharacterized. The transcript is spliced from 2 exons. NCBI's taxonomy places the organism in Eukaryota, Fungi, Ascomycota, Eurotiomycetes, Chaetothyriales, Herpotrichiellaceae. Gene Ontology annotation, biological process: regulation of ARF protein signal transduction. The record is from RefSeq and is a predicted model, not a curated record. The coding region runs from base 1 to 4068 and encodes 1355 amino acids. Gene Ontology annotation, molecular function: guanyl-nucleotide exchange factor activity.
AUGUCGUUGAGAACGCUCCUGUCCAAGGCAGGUCCUCGAACCGCUCAUCGUCGACACAGCAGCAUUCUCGAAGAUGCCAACGAGGACUCCGAAAGUACCAUGGCUGGGGCUCACAGCCGUGGGGAUUCGCUGAAGAGAUUGAGUCUGGGUUUAUCUCGCACCAACGAAGAGCCCUUUCAGCCGUUCUUCACUCACGAACCAGAAGAGACAAAUCCACGCCCCAUUUCCCCUCAAGGUGGCGAGGCAUCCGACCAUUUAGCCGGGUCCAAAAGCGCAAGUACCCCGGCUGCGAUCUCUAGGGCACGAGUUGCACCAUCACGAGCUCCCAGAACGAGUGACGGUCUUGACGGAGAUGCCCUUGCGCUCAAACCACAGAGGUUUCCGCUACUUGGUACGAGGCAUGCUUCAGACUCGCAAUUGUCGAUGAGGUUUAGAAAACAAGAGCCCCCGGCUUCGCAAGACGCUGCUCCGCCGAAAAUCAUCACCACAGCCCCAACUCAUGACUUCGACGACACCACCCAAAAGAGACCCAAACGCAAGUUGUUUAGCCGAUCACCCAGUUUUUUCCGCGACCAGCAUAUCCAAGAGGAACCGCAAAAGACCGCCGACGGGGAAAAUCGUAUAAGUUCUACAAACACACCCUCAGUACCGGAGUCGAGUUCCUACGAGCGGUUGCCGCGACCAACGGCACUCAAUGGAGCCAUGGCACCCCCUGCCUAUGGUGAUGAAUCCUCCUCCUCGCUGGCCAUUCCAGUGACCCGACUUUCCGACUCCUCUCGUUCCGAUGACAGUUCUGGAGACCACCACGUCUACGCUAAGACUACCACGACUCAUACGAUUUCGACCACCACGACCUUCUUCAAGCUCAAGAGGCGGAAUAAGAACAAGGGUCCACUGUUUCCAUUGCCAGAAAGAUUUGCAAACUCUACGAUGGGUCGGACGAACAAUUCUCAUACCCACCAAGAGCCUCAACAUGAGAGGAAAUCCAUGUCGCCUAGCAGGAAAUCCACAACAACAGUCAGAUUUGACACCGCACAGAGUCGUCAAGGCUCCGCAGAGGCUUCGCCAAUUCACUCGACCGUUGCGCUUACAAACGCACCGUUUGGAUCGCCGGGCCCAACUAUCAUGCGUCAAAACUCGACAUGGUCGACCCAUUCCGGUCGUUCUACUCCGUCCGUAACGCUGGUGCCUCCUCAGUCGAGUGGCAGGGGGCGCUCCUCCACCCUGAGCUCGCUCGGAAGACAGUCUGUGGAGAGAUUGCCAGAUGCUGUGCCCCAAACGGCAUCGGCAAGGACUUCAACGUCCACAAGUGGAAGGAGGAGUUUUGGUGAUCUUCUAUCGCUACCUCAUCGGCUCCGUCAGAAUUCUGCCCCACCUCCCCGACACGGGCCGGCCUCAUAUCCUGGCACGCCAGGUUCAAAGUCCAAUUCACUGCACAUCCCCCGAGAACCCGAGCCCGAACGGGUCUACCCGCGAAGGGAGGACGACGACACUCCUGCAAGCUACGUGGAAAAGCUUGAAGCUGCCGUCCCCAGAGGUGCAAUGGCAACUAUUCUCUGCAAAAGCGCUGAUGACUUCUCCAAGACAUGCCUGCGCAAGUAUAUGCGGGGCUUCUCAUAUUUUGGCGACUCAAUUGACAUGGCUAUUCGGAAAAUGCUGAUGGAAGUAGAAUUGCCUAAAGAGACCCAACAGAUCGACCGGUUGCUGGCCGGGUUUUCGGACCGCUAUUACGAGUGUAACCCAGGGAUCUUUUCUUCGACCGAUGAGACGGCUUUUGUUGCGUUCUCCAUCCUGCUGUUACACUCAGACACACACAACAAGAACAACAAGCGGAAGAUGCAGAAGCAUGAUUACGUCAAGAAUACUCAGCAAGGCCCGGUACAUAUCUCCAGCGACAUCCUAGAGUGCUUCUAUGACAAUGUGUGCUACACUCCUUUUAUUCAUUUUGAGGACGAAAUCGCUAUCAACAGCCACCGCCUGGCCGCCCCCAAACAGAAGAAGAGCUUGAUUCGAACCCGGAGUCUGGACAACCUGCGUGGGCCUGUUGACCCAUACAUUCUGAUCCUAGACAACAAGCUGGAUGUGUUGCGGCCCUCUUUGAAAGACGUGAUGGAAACCGAAGACUGCUACUGCUCCACGGGAACGGUUGGCAGCCUCGAGACAAAUGACAUCCACAACGCCUUCCUCAAUUCUGCCGUGCUGCAGAUUGUAUCUGCAAGGUCCAGGCCCGAUGCUUUCUCAACUCAAGCUACAAUCAGCAAUCCAGGAGAGGCACAGGCCGGAUUGGUCAGUAUCAAGGUCGCCAAAGUUGGGUUGCUGUGGCGUAAAGACCCCAAGAAGAAAAAGGCGAAGCGCCCAUGGCAAGAAUGGGGGGUCAUCUUAACGGACUCCAAGUUGUACUUUUUCAAGGACGUGGGCUGGGUCAAGAAGCUGAUCAGUCAAUAUGACGCCCACUCUAAGUCGGCCAACAAUGACGGGCCUUUGGUCUUCAAGCCCCCAAUGUCAUCCUUCGAACCAGAUGCGCUCAUGUCAAUGGACGACGCUGUGGCUUUGCUAGACACAAGCUACAAGAAGCAUAAAAACGCAUUCGUCUUCAUCAAGCACGGAGGCUUCGAGGAAGUGUUUCUCGCCAACACCGAGUCCGAGAUGAACGACUGGAUCGGCAAAUUGAACUAUGCUGCCGCUUUUCGCACCGCAGGCGUCAGGAUGCGCGGCCUGCUCAGCUCUAAUCAUGAAGCGCGACAGGUCGUCCGCAAUGACUCCGACUUUCCAACCAAAAGCGAACAUUAUUAUCAGAAGGACCUGAGGGUGGACCCUCAAGCGGCAUGGGAAAUCAAGUACUAUCGCCGGCAAAUUCUGCAUAAGAGAAUCAGCGAUUUUGACGACAAGGUUUCUGUCGCUCAGAAGGAAUUGGACAACCUUCUCCGCAAUGCCCGACAUCUGCUUAUUCUCUUGCCGAUCCAGCAGAAGACGCGGGAGGCUUUGGUCCUAGCUGCUGGCCGCAUGUCAGCCAAGCUGAAGUGGACGAGGGUGGAAUUGUGGAGAGCAAGAACUCAUCGUGAUAUCCUGGCCAAAGAUUUGGAGCAGGAGGGAGUAACGGCUUUCCCAAUUCCUCGUACGUUGUCAACGUCAACGCCUCAAAAGACCACUCCGUUAAAAACAGGCCCGGAAAUUUUGGCGCGUAACCCCACCGAUACGAGUCAUAUGACUUUGUCUCCAGUUAGUGCAACUUCUCCCAAGCCUGUCAAUCUUAUAGAAAGACUCAAGACCUCGGAGAGCGAGGGCCACCAACAGGAGACGAGCCCACAUGAUCUUUCGUCCACCAGGAGCCCUUCAGUGUCUGAGCAUGUUUUGCCGAGACAAGAGAGCAAUGCAGACUCUCGUUCCCUACUCCAUCAGGUAUCCAUGACAAGCUCGCAUCAUAGCCGAGAUAGGGAACACUUGGUCAGAAGCGCGGAGGAUGGUGAAGAACAAGCCUGGCGUGAAGCAGGCUUAUUCGGGACUGACAGCCAUGUUUCCAAGGAGAAGCGGCCGGACACAAGCGAAUCGGAACGAGAUCGUCUAGCUGCUAUUGCGACUCCGACCGAGGGAUCAAAGAUUGGCAGUGUUCGAAGAAGUCUCCACCGCAGCUUACGUGAAGGUCCUCUGCGUGAUGGUCACCACCAUUCACCGAGCAUCCAUCGGCACCGGAAGGGAAGAGAGUCAGGAUCCAGUUUCACUGGCACCGACGACGGCGGAAGGUCAGUGCAGAGCGAAGUUGAGGAACUCAAACGGGGUACCGGAAGUUUCAUUCUGCAUGGUAAGAAAGCUAGCGUUAUCACCAUGUCAUCGGAGUGGCAGACCCUGUCGAACGAGGACGGUUUAUUAUUGAGGAAAGCCAUGCGUGACGGAGAUGAGAAAGAGAUGCGUUCGACGGUUCAAGACGAAGACGAGGAAGCAGUGGAAACAGCCAGCAAUGUCUCGAGGCAAACCGAGUAUCAGUACGGGUCGUUGAACUCGAGCCGUAAGCAAAGCAUCGCAACCACAGCGGACGAACAAUUUGUCGAUGCUGAAACAGGCAACGGAUGA